ACUAACAGAAAAAUGUUGAUUAAAUCAACAUACGAUAUUUAUAGUUUCAUUUUUUCAGUUUUCUACAGAAUUUGUUCUAUUCUGCUAUAUUUGCGGGAAUUGUGAAAGACAUAUUUUCUUCGUAGUUUAGUAAGUUAUUUGAACUAUGGUACACCGUAUUCCUAUAAUUUCAUAAAAAUAGUUUGACAUUGACACUUCCUAUGUAUUUAAUUCUGUGGUUUGUGUUUAUGCACACUAAUGAGUACUUAAUCAACAGAAUAUACCAGGGUAUGUAACCACUAUAUUUUUGAUAUAAUAUAAACAAAAACGCUCAUUUGUCUUAGUUCAUAGUAAUAUUCAGUGUAUAACAAGACACAUUAUUGGGACUCAUUUUAAUCUUUUUACUAAAUCAAUACUAAUGGCUAGUAUUACUAUUGAAAAAACUAAAUAUGAGUGUGCUCAAGUUCCCAAACGAUGGCAAAGAGACGAUGUUUUACGUAAAACGGGUAUAACUGUGGGAAAAGUUGAUUUAUAUUAUGGAAGAGGAGUCAGAAAUGACGGUUCACUUGUUCCUCCUAUAAGGCAGACUGCUAGUAUUUUCAAACAACCAGUAACAGUGUACAAAUUACAGGAAAGUAAAGUUAAGAAUGAUUAUAAAAAUGGCAAUCAAGAAAAGCCCAAACAAUUAAUAUGGGAGAAAAGAUUAGAAGGCUUAAGAGCCUGUGACAUGGAUGGUUUUGAGUUUGAAGCAAUGGAAUUACCUAAAGGGAAUAUCAUAAAUACAAUACAUCAAAAAAUACAAAAUCAAAUACUUGAGAAGGCUUUUCACAUGGGAAAUUGCAUGUAUAAGUAUAAGACAUUCAAAAAUGUAACUACCGUGGAAACUCAAUUAUUGGACAAUACUUACUUCUUGGGCAUCAAUCUAGAGUUUCUACUUUAUGACUAAAACCAGUGGGACCAAAUGUCACAGAAGAUACAAUAAUUCAAAGUGUUGCCACAGCUCUGCAUGUAUCUUCUCAACCAGUUACAGGUCAAACUAGUACUAAAGUACUUCUGGAGAAAAAUCCAGGAGUCUUUCUCGAUCCUAAACAACCAUUGGUUCAUGCUGUAAAUAUUUCAGAUGAUGAUAUCAAGAGGCAAGAAGAGAGGGUAACACUUGCAAGAAAGAAACUGCAAGAUGCAUUGAAAUUAUAAUAUUUAAGUUAAUCAUUUUAUUUAUUAUGUCAUUUUUGUACUGAAAUAUUUAAUAAUUAUGUAAUAAAUGUACUAUAUUAUUUAUUACA
This is a messenger RNA of Diorhabda sublineata, 1262 nucleotides long. It is a transcript of the gene MBD-like, whose product is annotated as methyl-CpG-binding domain protein 2. Bases 398 to 925 code for a protein of 175 amino acids. The record is from RefSeq and is a predicted model, not a curated record. The transcript is spliced from 3 exons. Lineage: Eukaryota; Metazoa; Arthropoda; Insecta; Coleoptera; Chrysomelidae.